Messenger RNA from Chironomus riparius, 480 nucleotides. Lineage: Eukaryota; Metazoa; Arthropoda; Insecta; Diptera; Chironomidae. The record is from the annotation of a GenBank genome assembly.
AUGUUAAAUAUGACAGAAAUCGAAUGCUGCAUAAAAACCGACAGAUCAACAGUCAAUGAUCUUUCAGAGUUAGAAUUGAUUCCAGAAAAUGACACCACGACAUUUAUAAAUGGUUCUUGGAAGUUUACAGCAGCAGUUGCAAGUCCAUGGCCAAUGCAUAUUUUUGCUGAGCAUUAUAUUCGUGGAGAGUGGCUGAUUCAAGCUUAUGAUCGACAUUAUAAAGAUUUUUGUGAUGCAAUUAAAAAUCCCGUUGAACCUUGGUAUUAUGCGACUAAGGAUUUGAAACAAUGUCCGAUACCAGCAGAAACAGUGUGGUUCUUUGACAUGGUUCCAAUAAAGUGGCCCAAAUCACUUUUAAAUGCUAUUCCACCUCACUAUAUGGGAAGAUGGAGGAUAUCUUAUGAUGGAGAAUAUAAGGAAGCAGAUGGAACUAUUAGAAAAGAUUGUCAACGUGGAUAUGGUGAUGCUUUUAUUGACUAA